Molecule: messenger RNA, 4316 nt
Organism: Suncus etruscus (white-toothed pygmy shrew)
Lineage: Eukaryota; Metazoa; Chordata; Mammalia; Eulipotyphla; Soricidae
Gene: SUN1
Product: Sad1 and UNC84 domain containing 1
Exons: 21
Coding region: 33-2729 (898 amino acids)
Biological process (GO): nuclear envelope organization
Cellular component (GO): nuclear envelope; meiotic nuclear membrane microtubule tethering complex
Molecular function (GO): protein-membrane adaptor activity
Source: RefSeq, a predicted model, not a curated record
GCAGGAUGCUCUGAGCUCUCUGGGAUCCUAUCAUGGACUUUUCUCGGCUGCAUCUGUACACGCCACCGCUGUGUGUGCCUGAGAAUACUGGCUACACUUAUGCCCUCAGCUCCAGUUACUCUUCAGAAGCACUGGACUUUGAGACAGAGCACAAGUUGGACCCUGUGUUUGAUUCUCCGAGAAUGUCACGCCGGAGCUUGCGACUCGUCACCACGACGUAUGGCACAGAGGACAGCUCAGCUGGAGCUGCCCAGAUCCGCUCAGGCAGUGUGGCUGCCCUCAAGGACAGGACUGUCAGAACCUCCAGGCAGCGCCGCAAUGUGGCCAAGUCUACCAGCAGCAUGAGCCACGUGUCUAGCAAAGCCACAACUUCAGCCGCCAGUCGGGCUGAUACCACUGAGCUGCAGACUGACGCCAGCCUGCGGCAUCCCGUGCUGGAUGAGUCUCUGAUCCGUGAGCAGACCAAAGUGGCCCACUUCUGGGGGCUGGAUGAGGAUGGAGAUGUUCAAGGGGACACCCAAGGUGGAGGUGGCGCUGUCCUACAGGGCAACGGUGACGUGAGCGCACAGGCAGUCGCCACAUCCAGCAAUGGCUACACAUGCCAGGACUGCCGACUUCUAGGGGCACACCGGGAGUCACUGAGCACCCUUGCCCUGCACCACAGCCCUGGCCCUACUACCCACAUCUACUCCAGGGACCGCAGUCAGAAACGCGGCGUGUCUUUCUACGCAGACAGGACUUUGUGGCUGGCCAAGUGCACCUCAGCGUCUCUCUCAGCGUUCUUAGCUCAGCUCUUUCACGUGAUUUUAACGAAGCUCAGUGGUGAAUCAGAAAAUUACAAAUUGAAAAGCUCUGAAUCAAAAGCUCAUGAAUCAGAAAGCUAUAAAUCACAAAGCCAUGAAUCCAAAGUGUCUUCAAGCCACUAUGUGGAAACCAGUGUGGAUGCUCUUGCGGGAGAGCAUGGCCACCUCGGUGUGUCAGCAGCGUUGUGGGGUGAUGGCCAUGCAGGGGAGAUGCACACAGACGUCCUCGCCUCAUCUUCAGGGUCCAGAUGGGGAACAGGCACUCUGCGGCACAUGUGGACCUACGCAGGGAAGGCCGCCUCAGGGCUCUUCUGGUGGCUGGGGAUCGGCUGGUAUCGGCUGGUGACUUUGGUCUCGUGGCUGAAUGUGUUUCUUCUGACCAGGUGCCUUCGAAGCCUUUGCAAAUUUUUCCUCUUUCUCAUCCCACUCUUGCUUUUACUCGCCUCAGGCUUUUUCCUGUGGGACCGGAGUGACCUCCUGUCCUUCUUGCCUGUGUUGAACUGGACGGGCAUGCUCAGAGCACAGAGGACAGAUGAACCCAGGACGACACUGGCCCCCGACCCUGCUCGGCAGAUUCUAUGGCCAGAGGGUGAUGGCAUGCUUUCUCCCGGGCGCUGGGUGAGUGACGUAGAGAGGCAGGUGACAUCUCUAUCUGGACAAUGUCGCAACCAUGAGGAGAAGCUCCAAGAGCUGACAGCUUUGCUGCAGCAGCUACACACACGGGUGGACCGAAUCAAUGUCAAUGACGCCGACACGCUGGCCUUGGUGCGGGAAGUGGUUGGACAGCACCUGAAGGAAAUCGGCACCCUCGGGCCCUCAGGCACCCAGGGCGACGUGGCAGCCUCCCAGCAGAGCCAGGAACUGCGUAUCUCAAACCUGGAGGAUCUUCUCCGGAAACUUACAGAGAGAUCUGAGGCCAUUGAGAAGGAGCUGGAAGAGACCAAGUUGAGGACCAUCAGAGGGAUCGAGGAGGACCAGAGCCUGCUUUCCACAGUGCAGCGCCUAGAGCUGGAGCUGGGUCAGCUCAGAGCACAGCUGGCAGGCUGGGAGCACUGGCGGAGCAGCUGUGAGAAGGGAGACAACAUCCAGGAGCGUGUCGAUGCCCAAGUCAGAGAAACAGUGAAGCUCCUGUUUUCCGGCGACUGGCACGACGGCUCUCUUGAGUGGCUCCUGCACAAGUUCUCUUCCGAGUUCGUGACCAGGGAGGACCUACAGGUGGUGCUCCGGGACCUGGAGCUGAAGAUCCUAAAGAACAUCAGCCACCACAUUUCUGUGACCAGACAGGCUCCCACCCCCGAGAUGGUGGCACCUGCUAUUCGGGACGCAGGGCUCCCUGGAAUCACAGAGGCGGAAGCACACGCUAUCGUCAGCAACGCUCUGAAGCUCUACUCGCAGGACAAGACUGGCAUGGUGGACUUCGCCCUGGAGUCUGGGGGGGGCAGCAUCUUGAGUACGCGCUGCUCAGAGACCUAUGAGACCAAGACUGCUCUCAUCAGCCUUUUCGGCAUCCCCCUGUGGUACUACUCGCAGUCCCCUCGAGUCGUCAUCCAGCCGGACAUAUACCCAGGAAACUGCUGGGCAUUCAAAGGCUCCCAGGGGUAUCUAGUAGUGAGGCUGUCAAUGACCAUCUACCCAACCACCUUCACCCUGGAGCACAUCCCGAAGACGCUGUCACCCACGGGUAACAUCACCAGUGCCCCCAAGGACUUCGCUGUCUACGGGUUGGAGAACGAAUACCAGGAGGAAGGGUUGCUGCUGGGGCGGUUCAUGUACGACCAGGAUGGGGAGUCCCUGCAGAUGUUCCACGUGCUGACAGUACCGGAGAGAGCUUUCCAAAUAGUGGAACUUCAGAUUUCUUCAAACUGGGGCCAUCCUGAAUACACGUGUCUUUAUCGGUUCCGCGUUCAUGGAGAACCUAUCAAGUAAAGCCGCUCCUCGUUGUUGUACAUUUUGUAUAUAUAUGGGACAGCUGGAAACACUGGAACCCUCCGUGGAUAGGGGCUUGUAGAGUAACAGGAUAAGCGUCGCUCCACUCAGGGGUCCUGGCUGCCAGCACUCAUGGGGGGUGGGGAUGUUGUGCCCAACACCGGCUUGCUGACCGCCUGUCCACAUUCCUCUUGCUGCUUGAUUGAGACCUCGUGGAAUAUGGAUGUGUCCACAAGACACUGGCUGGUUCAGGAUCGGGGUUUGAACAUGAAACGCUACACUUGUAUUUUACUGACAGCUAGAACAAAGCAAAUGAAGGAAGGAAAGUUGACCAUACUCCUGACGCUUUACUAGAUAGCCUUUCAAGGAUCCUUGUAAAGGACUUAUGGGGGGGCACUGACUUUUCAUCUAUCAAACCUAAUAUCUACAUAUCAUUCAGGGAGCAAAUAGUGUCGCCAAAUGUGGGAGUUGUCCUUCAGGACUGGGCUUUCCUUUCCUCAGCACUAAUACUGAGUACUCCAUGUCACCAGAUGGGGAAUCACUGACAAGUCCAGGCUUUGUUCAUUCCUGCUUCUGAGAAUGGCUUUCCUAGUACAUGGUGGGGGGAGCCUUGUGACAUGGUAUAGUGAGGGUGGUGUGUGAUUGAAAGGGCUGGUCUGGCUUUCAACAGGCUUGUUCCUGGGCUUCUCAGGGCUCCAUGUUGUACACCCCAGUGCUUCCUCACACCCCUCGGGAGAAACAGGAACCAAGAAAUCUGGUCUUGGAUAUCUUCAGGUUUCUGUUCGCAUUUUGCUGAAAAGCAAACACUAAUAUACUUAAGAUGCUCACGAAUGUUUUCCAGUUUAUCCUCAGAGGUUGUCCAGGGAGGCAGGUUCACGAUUUGCCGCUUUCUGAUUGUAACUUUGUCAUAGCAGCACUUUCUGCCGGCUCGUUGGGGUUUGCAGUUUGACUGGCUGUCACCAUUCUCACUCCAUUCUCCCCCGAGGCCCUUUUUGGUUAUAUUUAAUACUUAGACUCUUUUAUUGAGCAGACUUUAUAAAUGAGAUAUCUGUCAGGCACUUAAAAGUGUUACAGAUGUUUACCUUAAAGAUUAUUUAAGUUUUUUUCUGGGUUGAGUUUUUGGAUGUUCCAUAAAUGUUGUAUUUUCAGAAAGAGCGGCAGUGAUGGUGCUGACUGGUUUUCUGAAGAGUUUUAUGUCUAUUGCACAACAGUCCUCAAAUAUACAAACACAGAACACAAAGUAGCUAGCGUCUUUUUCACUCUAGAAUUGGAACUAAUGUCUAUGCAGCGAAGUUGAAUAAAUGUCUAGAGAUAUUUCAUAUUUACAGGAUAAAAGUAUAAAUAAAAUUUCCUAUAUAAAACCAAAUUUUGGUGUUAGGGUGGAAAUAUUUUGAAUAUUUAUUUUUAAAGAUAGGACUUUGUGCAAUGUAUUUUUGUAAAUGUUUUUUCAGAAUAUUUUGUCUUUGGUAGUGCUUACAUUUUUGCUGCUGCCAAAUUGAUAAGAUGCUUAUUGAAAUGUUUAAAUAGUUUUAAUUUUUAAAAGUGCAUGUGAGAUUUUAAAUGAAUAAUAAAGUCUAUCUUUUUUUC